[Candida] anglica is the source of this 1493-nucleotide messenger RNA. The record is from the annotation of a GenBank genome assembly. Lineage: Eukaryota; Fungi; Ascomycota; Pichiomycetes; Serinales; Debaryomycetaceae.
UGACCACGCUCGAGCAACGACCCAUUGGCUGCUAUUUUUCCUACCUGCCGUGCACUAUCUGCAGACCCCUCCACCCGAAACCUCCAGUUGGAUUCUCUAAAUAUAUGCGAGAAGUUGCCCACGCACGGUCAAAAGUCACCACUAAAUCAGAUGAAUCGAGAUCGAUUCACUGCCGUUUUAGUAGGUGGCCAGCAGGCACUGUUGACGUCGAGGGGACCCUCUGCGCACGAGGCCCCCCCGGCCACCCCCAGGCACCGCCGCGGCAAGAGUAUGGCCCCACCAGUACCCUCGUCCCUUUUCCACUACUACCAGUACGGAGCGCUACUUUCCCAAAUGGGUGCUCAUGCACGUGCACGCUCAAACUUUAUUUUCUCCUGUAAGAAUUUUCUACAACUUUGAAGCGAAUGGUUCGUAGCGCAAUUCCGUGCAGCGAACCCAUCGUCAACACCUUUGACGGGGGGGAGGGGGCAGUGGGGGUGCGAGGUGUCCUGUCAUGUUUGUGGACGACCUCCCCUCCGUCCACGAGCUACUGCACCGGCCGUACUGUUUGCCAUCAUCCUGUCGCACCUCUCCUCGGAGCUGGGAGAUACCCAGAUCCUCGUCGCCCUCGCGCCAGAUCUCGUCCGAGUUUAAUUCCCAGGAGAAUCGCGGGUUUGCGUCGUCAAUACAAUUCUCAGAUUUCUCACAAAAUAUUUCUCGGUCUGCUCACUCGCUCGCCCUCCUCGCCAAAACUUGUGGUUGGUCUGUUGGUGGCCGUCCCUCUAAAACUUGUGGUUGGAAAGCCCCCCCCCCCCCCCCCCCGCCAACUUCGGCGACAUCUGCCCAUGCACAGAAGCUUCGAAGACCAUGGUCCACGCACACAGCCCAGGCCGCCAUGUACCACCCAUGACGAGUGGUCCCUGUGUGUCCGCCCCCCAGCAAGCUCUAGCUGGGAGCAGGCCCUCAGCCUGGAGGUGCUAGGCCUACACACAAGAGUGGGGGGAGGGCUGUUCACACCUCGGCUCACCAACCCUGCGAAAAUCUUUUUUUUCGCGCUAAAAAUAAAGCUUAAAAAUUCAGGAGUUACGUACAGAACCGAAUCGGUAUUCUUCUCUGCUGAAUUCUUACACUUUUAUUUUUUCUUUUGCUUCCGGUUUAGGUUUCUCAUUUAUUUUUUACGCCGCACCGCGUUUAUCCCCAAUGCUAAACUCCCAACAACUCUCAAGUGGUUACAUUAGACGUUCUUACCACUGCGAAUUGUGGUCCUCCAGCAACCACCCUAAUUCAGACCUUCCCCGCCACUCCACCCACUCUCCAUCUUUUGAAAGGAAACCUCCGCCUGUCAACCAUGCUCUUUUUUCUUGGUAUGGACCAAAGCCUCCCGUUUAUACUUGUCCCACUUACACGGACCUUAACUCCUUAUGCACCUGCACAUAGGGGAAUCUCUUACAAAAUCUAAUUAAAAAUUUGCGGGCGCUAAAAUGUUUUUGUUUUUUGGAUUCCCGGUACUUCUC